UCGUGUCGACCAGUUAAAGUAUGAUGUCUAGACCUGCAGACUGCUCUCAGAAACUUCCAGCAUCGGCGAUACACAAGGGAGCAGCAGGAGAGACAGCGAGAGGAGCUUCUGUCUCGCACCUUCAUCACCAGUACACAGGUUACGCAUCCCUGGCCAGAAAACUACAUAAUAAAUGAGAAGAAAGAGACUGCAAACAGCCAGGUGGGGAGCAGUGAGUGACCGAGGACAUUCGGCUGCUUUCUCCAGAUUCCUCAGAGACUCAGAGAAGACCAGCAGGAAGUCUGUGACACCCAGAGAACCGCGGGCCCUCGGCUGCACCUUGUCCCCUCCAAGGAUGAGAAGGGCGCUACUCAUCUCCUGGGUCGCCUGCCUCGUUACCACUCAUCAGGCCAGGCUCAUCGGCCGCUGUGACCUGGCCAAGCUGCUGCACCAGGAGGACAUGGACGGCUUUGAGGGGUACUCCCUGAGUGACUGGCUGUGUCUGGCUUUUGUGGAAAGCAACUUCAACAUAUCGAAGGUCAAUGAAAACGCAGACGGCAGCUUUGACUAUGGCAUAUUCCAGAUCAACAGCCACUACUGGUGCACCGAUCACCAGAGUCACUCGGAAAACAUUUGCCACCUGGAGUGUCAAGAACUGCUGCGCCCCAAUCUUCUCUCAACCAUCCACUGUGCAAAAAGAAUUGUGUCUGGAAGAGGUGGCAUGAAAAACUGGGUAGCAUGGAGGAUGCACUGUUCAGGCCGGCCUCUGUCCUACUGGAUGACAGGAUGUCACCUGGGAUGAGGCAGGGUGCAGGCCUGCUGUGAGUCAUUUCAAAACUCCUCUCCUCCCUUGGAAGUCUUUAUUUCCUUUUCUUUGCCUCCACCUCGUGUUAAUUUCUUCCCUUCCCAUUUACAAAUAAAACUGACCAGAGCCUCAGGACUUAAUGGUUUUCUGGGGAUUCCUCCUUGUUCCCAUCCAGGUCCAGGCUCCUGGUUCCUGACUGUCAUUUGCAAACCAAGAGGACCACAGUGAAGAUGAUUCUAUAUUUUUGGAAUUAUUACAACAUUCCUUGUGCAAAGAAUUCGCUAUGUGCUCGUUUAUUCACUAUUAAUUCCACAUAUACCUGGGGUGCCAAAAACAUGUAUACUCGUGACUUGUAUUCAUCUUUGGUUAUCGGUAUAUAUUGAGUAUUCCAGUUUUAGUAUACUUUUUUCCUUUCUUAAAUGUUUAUGCAUAUUUUGGCACCCUCUGUAUGUGAGUACCUAAUACAGCAGGAGUGUGCUGAGUACUAGAAGAAGGAAGAUAAGACAUAACUGGUAUUCUUGAGGCGUUCCUAAUCUAGGUGGAGAAGCAGAGACAUACAGGAAUAAUGCACACGGUCAAUGAAUGCAUACCUACAAUAGAUUGAGUGGAUAAUAACAUCUGUAAUUGUUGGUUAGAAACAGGAUCAGGAUCUGACUCGUUCUACCAAAGCCAACUAUUUUGGAAGUAAAAGAAAAUGCUCAGAAGUAGGUAAUGGGUGGGGCUGAGGAACAGGUAUAUUGAGGUGGACAAAGUAGUGGUGGGGUGGGGAAGUGGUCCUAGAUGGCAAUGUUUGGGGAGGUGCUUUGGGAGAAAGGGCUAGAAUCUGGGUGAUAAAAGGACUUCUCUGGGUACGAUCUGACUUACCUGCAAGGUGCUGACGUGGAGAAGAACCUGCUUAAGGACAAUGCAGAGGCAGAGAAGGCGCCAUUGGAGGAGUGUCCUGCACACAGCCACCGUCAGCUGUGUGUGAGUGAACUGGGGUGUUAUCUUAGCCCACUCGUGUCCCUACUUCUGAGCUUUCACUUCUUCAGCUAUGAAAUGAGAGACUCGACUAUUCAGUGAUGCCCAGACUUUUGAAUUUCAUAAACCAGUAAAAUGUGGGCGGGUAAACGAAGACAGUGAUAAGAUUUCCAACUUUUUAUUUUAAAGUCCAAAUAAGAAUAUUAAUCAAAAUAUAACUAUGAUCUUAAGUGUGAUUAUACUGCAACAUUUGAAAACUAGUACGCUUUUUAAUUGGAGGGUUUUACCCAGCGCUCAGCAACUCACAUAUACCUUGUAUGAAAUAUUUUGCUGAAGAACCUUUCUGUAAAUCACUUAUAUGGAUGCCCUGAAUUAGGGAUUAAGUUGCCAAAGUAAUUUCUAUAAGAACAUAUUAAAUGACUACAUAUAGGAUGUUUAAAAUCAGGGGAGUAAAAAAUGUGUUUCAUGUCAUUGAAAACUUAAUUUGGGGUAGAUUUCUGAUUAUUUAA
This is a messenger RNA of Rhinolophus ferrumequinum (greater horseshoe bat), 2253 nucleotides long. RefSeq names its product lysozyme like 6 (gene LYZL6). Bases 173 to 781 code for a protein of 202 amino acids. Gene Ontology annotation, cellular component: acrosomal vesicle; sperm flagellum. NCBI's taxonomy places the organism in Eukaryota, Metazoa, Chordata, Mammalia, Chiroptera, Rhinolophidae. The transcript is spliced from 5 exons. The record is from RefSeq and is a predicted model, not a curated record. Gene Ontology annotation, molecular function: lysozyme activity. Gene Ontology annotation, biological process: fusion of sperm to egg plasma membrane involved in single fertilization.